CUAUCAUUCUCUGACGUUAUCAAAUUUUGGAUUUUCAAGAAAAACAGAUUACACUUUGAGAUAACACAGCUAUAAAGAUUAAAGAAAGAACUCAUUUCAACUACUACACAAAAUCAGAAAUCGCAACAACUUCACAAUCUCACCACCACCUCUCUAUUUAAACACCAUUGCACACAUCAAACAAUCAUCAGCUCAAAAUCUCUUUUCUAAUACAAAGAACAGAGAAACACUUUGACAAGUCACCAUUCUUAAUGAUGAUCAAGCAAUCACCAUUCUUGCUUUUGACAGCAAUCUUGUUCACAGUUGCUGUGAUUGCAGCAGCUCUUGAUCCUGCACCUGAAGACCCCAUUUUCGAACUCUACAUGCACGAUUUACUUGGAGGAAGCAGCCCCACCGCAAGACCCAUCACGGGUUUGCUAGGGAAUAUUUACAAUGGUCAGGUUCCGUUUGCGAAGCAGAUUGGUUUCACUCCUCCCGAAAACGGUAUAGCCAUACCCAAUGCCAACGGCGCACUCCCAACGGUUAACGGCAUCAACGGUGUACCACUUGGAACCGGCUUGUCUGGCACAGCAUACUCUGGUCAGAACCUGAAUGGGAUUCAGACUCAGUUGGGUCCUGAUGGUCUGAGUCUUGGGUUUGGCACCAUCACUGUCAUCGAUGACAUACUCACAUCUGGUCCUGACUUGGGUUCGCAGCCGCUUGGUAAGGCUCAAGGAGUUUAUGUUGCAAGUUCUGCAGACGGAAGCACUCAGAUGAUGGCUUUCACAGCUAUGCUCGAAGGUGGAGAGUACAACGACAACCUCAACUUCUAUGGAAUUUAUAGAAUUGGAAGUGCCAUGUCGCAUCUGUCAGUGACUGGAGGAACAGGUAGAUUCAAGAACGCUUGUGGGUUUGCAGAGGUCAGGCCAUUGAUUCCAUCAGGUCAGCAUGAAGUGGAUGGAGCAGAGUCUUUACUGAGGAUCAUUGUCCAUCUGAAGUACUAAGAAAACACAAAAGGAGCCUUACCAAAAUAUUAUAAAUUUGUGCAUGUGUGUUGUGUGAAUGUUCUUUGUUUGUUGUAUGUAACAGUUAUUGAUUAAAACUAAAUCACAGAAACCCUUGAAAUAUCUAAGAUGUUAAAGUGUAUUCCGAGCAUUGCUCUAAA
This is a messenger RNA of Capsella rubella, 1144 nucleotides long. Its product is annotated as dirigent protein 16. The record is from RefSeq and is a predicted model, not a curated record. Lineage: Eukaryota; Viridiplantae; Streptophyta; Magnoliopsida; Brassicales; Brassicaceae. The transcript has a single exon. Bases 252 to 983 code for a protein of 243 amino acids.